CAAACCAAUCCACGUCGAGAUACUACCCGGUCAAGCUGGACUGCUCCAGCCGGUCGCCUUCUCCUCUCAUCAGUCUCCUCUCUCUCCUCGCCCAAUUCUCAGCAAUCAGGUGCUUCCCAUGAGAUGGCGGUGAAGAAAAGAAGCCGAGUAAAAAGAGGAGGAUGAAAGAAAAAAAGAGGGGAAAAAAGGAAUCUUGAAAUGUCGAUUUGGGCUCGCAAUGGCGAGACACGAGAUUCCCAUCUUGGAAAUCUUGUUGGUUUCUUCCGUUUUUCAUGUGUAAUGGCUAAGAAAUCUAAUUUUUUCUCAUGUCGGUAAAAAACAACUUGUGGGUCUGUAGCUAUUGGGUUCAUGGAAGGUACCGUCAGCUGCGGUGGUGAAUCAAUGGAGACGGAAAUGGGCCACAGGGACAGCGAUGGAAUGGAGUACGGCCUGGAAUUGGUCGUGGAACGCAGCAGCGGCGAGGGAGAGGAAAUGCCGGCGAGCCCGGUUGCCAGGUCCCAGGGAGGAGACGCCAAAAUUGAACCUUUUGAAGGCAUGGAAUUUGCCACCGAGGAGGAUGCUUGGACUUUCUACAACAGCUAUGCUCGUCUUCUGGGGUUCAAUACCAGGAUCAGCAUCUUCCAUCGCUCGAGGCGCGACGGGUCCAUCACUUCCCGGCAGUUUGUGUGCGCGAAAGAGGGCUUCCGGACCUACGGCACCAAGCAGGACCCCUGCGGUGAAGGGAAGCCAAGGCGGACGCGGGCUGUCACAAGAGUCGGUUGUAAGGCAAUGAUCCGAGUGAAGAAGCAGGAGAAUGGGAGGUGGGUAGUUUCUAGGCUUGAAAAGGCACAUAACCAUGAUCUCAUGGCCCCAAGCCGAGUGCAUUGCCUCCGGUCGCAUAGGCUUCUAUCUGAGAGUGGGAAGAGAGCAGCAAAUGAUUUCCAAAGAGCAAGAGCAGACCACGGCAGUGAAAUGCUGGCAAUUAAAGAAGAAUCUCAUGAGCCCCGAGUAUGUUAUAGCGAGAUCAUUCCUAAGACAAAGGUUGGAAGAGAAAAUCACAGUAUUGUAGAGUAUAUCAAGCACAUGCAAGCUGAAGAUCCUGGCUUGUUUUAUGCACAGCAACUUGAUGGGGAUCAGAGUGUGGGUAAUGUUUUUUGGGCUGAUGCAAGAUCAAGAAUGGCUUACAAACACUUUGGAGAUGUCGUCACCUUUGACACAUUGUAUAAAAUGCAUCAGCACCAAAUCCCAUUUGCCACUUUCACGGGAGUUAAUCAUCAUCGGCAACCUGUGCUCUUUGGUUGUGCACUGAUUGUGGAUGACUCUGAAUCUUCACUCACCUGGAUCUUUGAGAUGUUGCAUUCGGCAAUGUCUGGACAACAUCCCACCUCAAUGAUCUCCGAACAAGACAGAGUGAUACAAGCUGCAAUGUCGCACGUAUUUCCCCAUACACGACACCGUAGUUGCAAGUGGCACAUCUUGAAAGAUGGUCAGGAUAAACUGUCGCAUGUCUUUCUUGCAUAUCCUUCUUUCAAAGAGGAAUUCCAUCAAUGUAUUAACAUGACAGGGACAAUUGAUGAGUUUGAGUCAAGUUGGAGGAGUCUCGUGGCUAGGUUUGACCUUAGAGAUAAUAAGUGGCUUCAAUCAGUAUAUGGUUGCCGCCAUCAGUGGGUUCCCGUGUACUUGAAGAAUACAUUCUUUGGAGAAACGUCUUCAACCCAACGAUGUGAAAGCAGAAGUUCAUUUUUUAAAGGGUAUAUAAAUGCGCAGACUGAUGCACAAACAUUUAUUCAGCAGUAUGAAAAGGCAUUAGAUAGCUGGUACGAGAAGGAGGUGAAAGCAGAUUUUGAUACGAUUUACUCUUUACCAAAUCUGAAGACAUCAUCAUCAUCAUCAAUGGAAAAGCAAGCAGCAGAGCAAUAUACAAGGAAAAUAUUCAAAAUAUUUCAAGAAGAGUUGAUUGAAACAUGUAGAUAUACAGCAGAUGAAAUUACCGAGGAGGGGGAGAUGAGCAUAUAUAAUGUAAGAAAGAAGGAGGAGGAACAUAAAGCAUAUAUUGUUGAGUUUAGUCCAUCUGAAACUACUGCAACGUGUAGCUGUCAGAUGUUUGAAUAUUCAGGCAUUCUUUGUAGACAUAUUUUAACAGUCUUCAGUGAAUUGGGUGUUAAUAUGCUCCCAUCUCAUUACAUUUUAAAAAGGUGGACAAGAAAUGCUAAGGAUGAAGGUGUUAGUGGAAUAAAUCAUAGGGUGGUAAAGGAUGAAGAGAAAGAUGAUUCCCAAAGUAACAGCCAAGAUUGCCAACAAUCGCCGACAUGGCGCUACAAUAGUUUAUGUCGUGAAGCUAUUAAGUUUGCAGAGGAUGGGGCAACAUCUAUGGCUAUUUACAAUGUAGCAAUGCGAGCUCUACAAGAGGCCGCAAAAAAGGUUACUACAGCAAAGAAAAAUGUUGGGAAAGUUGGGUGCCAAGGUGCUUUUCCUAAUAGAAGUACCGACAAAGAGAACGGUGCAGCAGCUCCUUUGGUUUUAAAUACACCUAAUGGCCAGGUUUGCUAUACCCUUUCCAGUGACCACCUGCUGGUUCAUAGUACGCGGGGCAUGAAUUUACCUGUUUCACUUACUGUCCAGAGACAACUGUUCCCUUCAACAAUACCUGCCAGUGGGUUGAACGAAAAUGGUUCUCUAAUGCUAACUGUUCCUUUAAUGAGCAUCCAAAGAGGAGAUCCCAAGUUUGCAGGAACUGCAUCGCAGCCACCUCAGUGCUCAAGGGAAACAUCUGCUUCCUGUUGCAUCAAACACUCUGUUGCCAGCAGAUUUGGUUGGGAUCUCUCAAUAUCACCACUAAGAGCAGCUUUGACGGGACUGAAUUUGGUUACGAUAGGACAUUCCAACGCCAGUCCAGGCACUGGCAGCAAUACUGCAAGUUUAAGUUCAUCAAUGCCAUUUGUAGCAGUUCCGAUGGAAUUUUGUAUGCCAUUGGUGGCCAAUUUAUCAGCUGCUUCUUCAGGUGCCCCAUCAAAUUCAAGCAGUACGCGUUAUUCUGGAGGUACUUCCCCAGCACUGCAUCAAUUGCAACUGGCUCCGCACCUGGUAACAGCACAGCAGUCACAUACAGCAACGCCAGAUGGAGCACCUGAUUCUCCAGCAACAGUUGAUGACCCAUCAAGAUUACCUUUGGUUUUCACAAAUCCCAUUCGUGCUGCUGCCCUCGCUGCAGGGGCUCGAAUUGCCUCACCAUCUGAUGCUGCUUCAAUCAUCAAAGCUGUACAGUCGAAAAAUGCCAUCCAUAUCAGAGCGGGGGAGUGCUCACCGAGCAGCUUAAAACCUCUUGGACCAAAACCAUCGGCCCCACAUCCAGCCAAUGUUCAUUUUGUGCCAGUUAAUCGAAGUGGCACAGUAAAUGUGGUCUUGCCUGGCAACAAACAAGUUCAAGGUGGUUUCAGUGGAACCAUGACAACAUCCAAGGCAGGGAACUUACAUGGCCAGGCAGUCCUUCGCAAGGAGUUGAUAAAGGAUGAAAUGGCAACAGAUGGUGACAGUGAGGACCAGACAUUGGAGGAAGGAGCAAUGGAGUUCACUGAUUCAGAGGAUGAUGAGGUAUUCACUGAUGCCGAGGCAGGUGGAGGACCUGGUGUGAGUUGGGCAGCAGGGUGAUUUUGAGGUCGAAUUGUUGAACAAGUGGCUGAGGGGAUGCCCUUUUAUGGCCUUCUAAAUCCUUUAUACUCAUCCUCAGAGAAGCUUGCUGCUAGAACUGUGCUUAUUUCUCUCAUUGACCGCUUACUAACCCUUUGUGCAGGGAUGGUUCGAAAUUCAGUUCUCUUCUCACCCGCUACCACAAUUAUGUUCUGUUUCUCUUUCCUUUAUUUGGUCGGUCCAAGCUUCACAUUUUGAAUAUUGAAUGCUUAUCACUGUUCAUAGUCAUAUAGAUCUUUCUAUGCUCAUUGGAUAUGUAACCUGGGCAUGUUAUUUGCCCAGCUUACAGAGGAACCUAGUGACGUGUAUUUGGCACUAACUCCUGGUUUGAUGAUGCUAAUUGCCAUUUUGGCCUGAUC
This is a messenger RNA of Phoenix dactylifera (date palm), 4025 nucleotides long. The record is from RefSeq and is a predicted model, not a curated record. Lineage: Eukaryota; Viridiplantae; Streptophyta; Magnoliopsida; Arecales; Arecaceae.